Molecule: messenger RNA, 8737 nt
Organism: Bacillus rossius redtenbacheri
Lineage: Eukaryota; Metazoa; Arthropoda; Insecta; Phasmatodea; Bacillidae
Product: DNA polymerase theta-like
Exons: 29
Coding region: 148-6942 (2264 amino acids)
Biological process (GO): double-strand break repair via alternative nonhomologous end joining; DNA-templated DNA replication
Molecular function (GO): ATP binding; DNA binding; DNA-directed DNA polymerase activity
Source: RefSeq, a predicted model, not a curated record
AUACUUAAUGAUUGUGCCGUUUGCGUUAUUAUUAUUUAUGUGGAGGGAAUGCAGUAGGUUUGAAUCGAAAGCACUGUUUUCUUUGAUCGAAAGUAAAUUAAAGCGAUUUCUAUAAAUUGUGCUGAUAUGUUGGGUUUGAAUAGAUGAAUGUGGUUCGGUGGGUUAACCUUAAUUUUGGUGAUUUUUCUACCUUUUUUAUGUUUUGAAAUGUCACCCGAUAGUAAAUGUUUGUUAAAAAAGUCUAUAACGAAGAGAAAAAAAUCAAGUAUUUUAUCUUCAAGCUCUAAGAAAAAGUGUGUAAUUAAUAAUAGAACUUCCGAGGUCAUAGGCAGUGAAAAACUAGAUCCACAUGAACCAGCCAGCAUACUUGAGAUUCAAUCGCAGGAAUCUAAAAUCAAACUUUCUGAUUCUUUUGUAAUUUCUACCCAGCAGAAGCUUGAUUUAAAAUACUGGGGGCUUCCAGAGCCAAUUUUGAAGCAAUAUGAGGCUCGAGGGAUCGUCUCCAUGUUCCCGUGGCAAGUGGAGUGCCUCAGCCGGGGCCGGGUGUUGGCAGGCGGCAACCUGGUGUACUCCGCCCCCACGUCUGCUGGUAAGACACUGGUGGCCGAAAUCCUCACCGUCAAAACGGUUUUAGAGAAACGCAAGAAGGUGAUCAUAAUUCUUCCCUUCGUGUCAGUGGUGCGGGAGAAAAUGUUCUAUUUUCAGGGGCUACUGAGCAGCAGCGGGGUGCGAGUGGAGGGGUUGAUGGGUGGUCGCAGUCUGCCCGGGGGCUUCAAGAACGUUGAUAUCGCCAUCUGCACAAUCGAGAAGGCCAACAGCCUAGUCAACAGGCUGCUGGAGGACGGCGCGCUGGGGGACGUGGGCUGCGUGGUGGUCGACGAGCUGCACCUCCUGGGGGACCCCUUCAGGGGCUACCUGCUGGAGCUGCUGCUCACCAAGGUCAAGUACAUGUGCGCCACGGACGUGGCAGUGAGGGUCCAGGUGGUGGGCAUGUCUGCCACGCUGCCCAACCUGCCCCUCCUGGCCGGCUGGCUGGACGCGGAGGUCUACCAGACGGAGUUCCGCCCCGUGCCCCUGCAGGAGUUCCUGAAGGUGGGGUCCGUGGUGUACGACAGCUCCCUGCGCCGGCUGCACGAUGUGUGUCCUGCGCUGUCCAUCUCUAACGACCAAGACCACGUGAUAUGGCUGUGCCUGGAGACGGUGCUGAACGGACACUCCGUGCUCGUGUUCUGCCCCACCAAGGCCUGGUGCGAGAAGCUGGCUCAGCACAUCGCCAAGGAGUUCUGCAGUAUCGGCAACUCGGGCCACCGAGUGGGGGCAGAGCUGCGCGCCCAGCUGAGCUACCAGGCGGUCGUCGAGGUGCUGGAGCAGCUGAAGGGGUGCCCCGCCGGGCUGGACCAGGUCCUCCGGCGCACCGUGGCCUUCGCCGUCGCCUUCCACCACGCAGGGAUGACGUUGGAGGAGCGGGACAUAGUGGAGGGGGCGUUCAGGUCGGGCACGCUGCGAGUGCUGGUCGCCACGUCGACCCUCUCCUCCGGGGUCAACCUCCCCGCGAGGCGCGUCAUCGUGAGGUCGCCCACCUUCGCAGGCCGUGUGCUCGAGGCGCAGACGUACCGCCAGAUGAUCGGCCGUGCCGGUCGCAUGGGUCGAGAUACUGCAGGGGAGAGCUACCUGCUGAGCCAGCGGGGCGAGCAGCGCCUGGCGGAGCAGCUGGUGCGGGCGGAGCUGGCCCCGGUGCAGAGCUGCCUGGGCGAGGGACACCUGUCCGCGAGCCUCAAGAGGGCCGUCCUCGAGGUGGUGGCCAGCGGGGCGGCCUGCACCCCGGCCCAGCUGCAGCUGUAUGCCGGCUCCACCCUGCUGGCGGCGACGCAGCCCGAUGUGGCCAGCCCCAUCGCCGCCUGCGUGCGCUUCCUGGUGGAGGAGGAGCUGGUGCGGGAGGGGGAGGGGGGCAAGUACGUGGCCACCCCGCUGGGGCAGGCCUGCCUGGCCGCGUCCCUGCCCCCGGACCAGGGCCUGGAGCUGUUCGCGGAGCUGGGGAGGGCUCGCCAGUGCUUCGUGCUCGACAACGACCUGCACGUCAUCUACCAGGUUACACCUUAUAGCGUGUCCUCACAGUGGGGUAACUUGGAUUGGCUUCAUAUGCUGUCGUUGUGGGAGGAGCUGUCGCCUGGCAUGCGGCGUGUGGGUGAGCUGGUGGGGGUGGAGGAGAGGUUCAUAGUGCGUGCCAUGCGGGGAACCAUCAAGGUCGAGGCCAGCAAGCAGAAUCAGAAGCUGUCUAUUCAUCGGCGGUUCUACACGGCGCUGGCUCUGCAGGACCUUGUCAACGAAGUGCCGCUGGCGGACGUUGCCUCCAAGUUUCGCUGCUCUAGGGGCAUGUUGCAAUCUCUGCAGCAGUCCGCGGCCACUUUCGCAGGCAUGGUGACGGCAUUCUGCCGGCGGCUGGGCUGGGCCAGCUUCGAGCUGCUGGUGUCGCAGUUCCAGGACCGCCUGCAGUUCGGAGUGCGGCGCGAGCUGUGCGACCUCAUGAGGCUGGACGCCCUCAACGGCCCGCGGGCCCGCGCCCUCUUCGACACCGGCAUCACCACGCUCUCGGCCCUCGCGGUGGCCGAUGUCACCUCCGUCGAGGACGCGCUGCACAAGGCGAUGCCUUUCCAGACGUCGAAGGAGUUGGAUGGGGAAACUUCAUUUGACACGGCGCAGCGCAACAAGAUGAAGCAUGUCUGGGUGACGGGUCGCCGGGGCCUCACGGAGAGGGAGGCUGCCGAACUGCUCGUAGCAGAGGCCCGAGACCUUCUCAGGAAAGAACUUGGGGUAGCAGAUGUGAAAUGGGAUGUCACUAAUGGUCAGUCAAGUUUUUCUGACUAUGGUAGUGAAGAUUCCAAUCAUGGAAAGUCACAGCACAAGCAAAUUGAUGUUUCUGACAUUGUGGAUACUUAUUUAGUUUUGAAGACACAUUCAAGGACUCAGGACCAUGACAUGGAGGUCGAAAAGAAUGAUCAUGCUGUUGCAAGUCAGAAGAUAUCCGCCUGCAGUGAUGCCACUUCUGUGCAGUUUCAAAAUGAAGUGUGUGAAGGGGACAAAGUGGAGGGCUUAGGUAUUACGUCACGUGCACCAUCACCGGUAAAUUUUUUGUGGCCCGGACAAAGUAAGUCAAAAUUCCAUCUCCAGUCUCAGCAUGAUGAUCGAAAAACUUGCGGAGAAACUGUUAAUGACUUAGAGGAGCCGUGUUCAAAAAGUAACACGCAUGCAGCAGUGCAUCCAGACCCAGAGAUGUCACCUGCUCCAGUCAUUUGUUCAAUGAAAGUUGAUAGUGAUAAGUCUGCAAGGGGCGAAUCACCUUACAGAAAAAGUGUGGCAGAACAGGUUGCAGUUUCAACUCCACGCGGGGUCGUGAGAGACGAGAUAAUGGAUUAUUUUUCGUCGCCCUUCGAGUUGGCGAGCAGCUCGGUCACCGGGGAACACCGGGACGUCCCGGGUGGGGCGGGCCGGCAGUCACCGUCGUUCGGGGGCGGUGCCUGCAUCUCUCCAAUUGCAGCCGACCGCAGCAACAGCACCAAGGACAGCUCCGACCUGUUCUCGUCACCCUCGGCCGGCACUUGCUCCAACCUCUUUGUCGACAGUCUGCUAAUAGACACCCAGCUGAAAGGUGUGCUGGAUGCUUGCCAGAGCAAGCCUGCAGAGGUUUCUCAGGCGUCUCCGGAGGCUGAGUACUCGAGCCCUGUUAUAAAUAAGCUGAAGAUGACAACCAAAAAAGCUACUGAUAGAACAAAGCAAAAAAAGAGUAAACAUUCUUCAGAGAUGAUAAACACACCUUUAACAAGCAGAUCUGAACUAGAUAGAAAAGGACUUCAAAAAAAAUCUUCUGUCACGAAAAAAGGCAGGAGGAAGGUUUCGGUGAGUACAUUGAGGUGGAGUGUAGACGAGAAUAGCUCUCUGGAUCAGUACAAAUACGCUGAAGAUUUUGAACUUAAGACAGUGGCGAACAUAUCUUCACCAUGGCUUCGAUCUGAAGGAAAAACUGUCCAUAUUUUCGAACCAGAGGAUUUAGAGGAGUUGCAGAGUUCAUUUAGAGUUCUUAGUGAUAACAGUGUGCUGAAUGGAACUAAAGAUAGUGUAUUGGCUGAGGAUAGAAUAACUGGUAAACCUUCUUCCAGCACAUCGUCCGAGCUGAAAGUUGGGUCACUUAAUUGUGAAAAGAGUGAAACUUGUAAUGAUUCUGAACCUCAUGGUAAAGAAAAUUUGGAUGUUGAUGUGUUAUCUAUUAAACCGGAAGCACUUGAGGUGGAUGACAUUAUAACAGAUUCAUUCCUAGAGAAAGCAUUUACUACUUACUGGAGCGCUGGUAGUGGUCAAGAGGGUUCUCCAAACAAUAAUGAAGAGUGUGUGUCCUUAAGCCCAGAACCACUUCAGAAAUCAAACCGUAAUUCACUUUGCAAGAAGCUGUUUUCAUCUACAGGUAAGGUGACCAGGCAAGAUGAAAUGGGAAAGAAAAGACCUCUGUCUUUGGGCAUGAAGAAAUUUAAAAUUCAUCCUUCUGCGAAGCAAUGCAAUUCAGCAGUUAAAAGCUCAUCCCGAAAUCUAGAACUUCUAUCAAGAACAUCACCAGAAAAUAAACAGUGUGAUUCCUCUAAACAUCCAGCAGUGACAUAUGGAAAUACUAAUGCCACAUCAGUUUUCUCUGAUGAGUUUGCAGGGAGUUUAAAAACUCCAAAAAAGAAAUCUCCAGGUGCUUUGAAACAGAAAUGUAAUUUGGAGGAUGAUAAAUUACUUGAAAACUACAGUUCAGAUGAUAACAUUGUGCUUUCCUCUCAGAAUGAUUCAGAUUCAACUGUGAACUCUCCGUGGAAGUCAAAAUCAUUGUACAUUUACAGUCCCUCCAUCAAGAAACAGCAGACGUCCACCAAACAUCCACAGACAGCUGUUGACAAGACUGUGUCUGGGAAAAGCAGGACAUCUUCUACAGUGGACCAGAAAAUGAAGAAGGAAAGUUGGACCAGCGUGAACAUCAUAGACGUGUGCGGCGACGCACAGCUGCUGGACACCUUCAGGACGGAGCUGAGGGGCCAGCGCUGCGUGUCGCUGUCCGUGGGCUGCGAGCGGGUGCCAGAGGAGCCCGGGAUCGGAGCUCGCAUCAUGGGGCGACGUCCCCAAGCGGUGCCAGGGCCCAUGCUGCAGAGCGGGGAGCGUGCAGUGUCAGGCGUCGCAGUGUGCUUCGGGGAGCGAGACGCCUACUACAUCUCACUCUCGGCCCGGCAAGGGAGGGUGUCGCUGGAGGAACGGCUGGCGGUGGUCCGCUCGAUGGCCCAGGGGGCCGAGUGGCUGGCCUCGCUACGAGUGUUCGACUGCAAGGAGCAGGCCAAGGUGCUGGGGCGCUGCUGCGGCCUCGCCCUGCACUGCCCCUGCGCCGAGGACCCCAAGGUCGCCGACUGGCUGCUGCAGCCCGACGGCAGGGAGAAGAACCUGCAGGCUCUGUGCCUGACGUACGCCGCAGAUUUAGUGUGGGUGGCGGACAAGGCGGGCCCCGUAAGAGGUGUUGGCAGCCCUGCGCUCAGCAUCGGCAGUUCCGUGCCUGCGCGGCUGCGCUGCUGCAUGGAGGCGGUGGUGACGUGGCACGUUGCACAAGCACAGAGACGUGUGCUCGAGGAGAGAGGCCUGCUGGCGUUGUAUUCAGAAGUGGAGAUGCCCACGCAGCUGUGCCUGGCUCGCAGCGAGCUGGCGGGGCUGGGGUUCAGCCGGCCCGAGGCCGAGCGUCUGCGGGCGCUCCUCGAGGGCCACAUGGGCGGCCUGGAGCGCCGGGCCUACCAGCUGGCCGGCCACCCCUUCUCCCUCUCCUCCCCGGCCGACGUGGCCAAGGUGCUGUACCGAGAGCUGAGGCUGGGUGGGGGGAAGGUUCCGGGCGGGAAGCAGCGGCCCAGCACCAACAAGGAGGCCCUGAUGAGGCUGAAGGGCGACCACCCCUUGCCGGGCAUCAUCCUGCAGUGGCGCAAGCUCAGCUCCACCGUCACCAAGAUGGUGUUCCCGUUGCUGAACACGUGUGUCGGGGAGCGCAUGUACGGCUGCAGCGUCACCCACACUGCCACCGGCCGCAUCUCCAUGCACGAGCCCAACCUGCAGAACAUCCCGCGGGACUUCGACAUCUCCUCGCCGGACGGCAAGCACAUCCCCGUCAGCAUGCGACUGGCCUUCGUCGCAGGGGAGGGCAGGAGCUUUGUGUCGGCUGACUACUCUCAGCUGGAACUGCGUCUUCUGGCCCACUUCUCGGCAGACCCACUGCUGUGCUCCAUCCUCAACUCUGGCCAUGACGUCUUCACCAGCAUUGCGUCUUCUUGGAACAAGAUCCCCGAGGCAGAGGUACUGACGGAACUGCGGCAGCGGGCCAAGCAGAUCUGCUACGGGAUGAUCUACGGCAUGGGGACGAAGGCUCUGGCAGAGCAGAUGGAGGUGGAUGAGUUGGUGGCUGCCAACUUUGUAGACUCCUUCAACAGAGCUUAUCCAGGAGUGAAGCAGUUCCUGCAGCAGGCGGUGUCCCAGUGCCGCAGCGCCGGCUACGUGGAGACGCUGAGAGGGCGGCGGCGAUACCUGCCCGCCAUCUCCAGCCCCAACGCCCUGCUGCGCAGCCACGCGGAGAGGCAGGCGGUGAACUCCACCAUCCAGGGCUCGGCGGCGGACGUGGCCAAGCUGGCGAUGGUGCGAGUGGACGGCCGGCUGCGAGAGGCCUUCCCCGCCAUCCUCGGGCAGGGUGAGGAUCACGAGCAGCCCCCGGCCCGGCUGGUCCUCCACCUUCACGAUGAGCUGCUGUACGAGGUGAGCGAUGCCAAGCUGCGAGAAGUGGCGAGCAUCAUCAAGACCAACAUGGAGGCUGCUGUCAGUUUGUCCGUCCAGCUGCCAGUGAAGAUGCGAGCUGGCCGGUCGUGGGGGUCGCUGACCGACCUCGACGUGUGACUCCGAUACGUACUUACUGUGAUACUUGCCUGUAAAGUGAUGCUUUUUUUACCUGUAAUCUGCUUGCCUCUUUUUCUCGAAUAAGUUGCAUUUAAUGCAGCGUAUUUUGUUUCCACAUUGUCGUGAUUUAUUUAUUAUGUAGUUGGUGACUCACGAUCAAAUUGGAUGUAUUAUUUUUGGGGUGUUAAGUUUCUUCUGGUCUGUAUGCUGUGAAAGAAUCUGUCUUCAUGUAUUUGCAUAUAAAGUGUCUUCUGAGUUCAUAAAUGGAUAAAAUGUUGCGCUGUUAAUUAUUAGUACUACAAUAAUGCAUCAGUUUUAUAUCUACCACUGUAACUUAUUCUUGUAACAUAUUUACAUAGUACUAUAAUUGUCAGAUUUUUUAAAAGUUACUGAAUCAUAUUGUCACAGAAUUUUAUAUCAAUUUUACAGGAGUGGUGUAUUUUUUUCUAGAUGUGGGACUCUGUUAUUGUUAAAUUAUUUUGGAUUUUAUCACAGUUUUCUUUUGUGUGCUGAGUUUCCAGCUAUUUUUAAUUAUUUAAGUAUCAACUAAUAAAUAUUGCUGUUGCAAUCCUGGGUGUAUUAGCAAAAAAAAAAAAACUGCAUUUAAAUGUGUAGAUGAAGAAAAAAUUUAAAUUUGUGAUUUUAAUUUUAUUAAGGACUUAUCUAACAUCUCUCUUUCUCAUUUUUAUAACUUUUGAAAUUAAAUUACCUGAUUUUACUAAACCAGAAUGAUUUAGGUUUUGUAUGGCGAGAAUGUUUUCAUAAAAGGUUAGUUCUUGGAGUGUGUUAAGAGUUACGUAAAAUAAAAUUUAUUUUUUUAAUUUUUUGUAUAUUCAAACAUAUUUUGAUUGCUUGAUUUUCUGAAUCUGCUGAGCGUUCAAUGUGUGCUUCGUAGUUUGGUGCUAUAAUUUAUUUCCUUUGAUUUCUGUAGAAUUAAGUAGAACCUUUUGCACUUUUUGAUUUAACAUUUUCUUAUAUUUUGCAUCAAUUGUCUGUUACUUCAUGCUAUUUGACCACAGUAAAUUCUCUUAUUUUAAAUUCAAUUUGGCAUGAUAUUUUGUGGUCUUUAGUGGGAGAAAUCAAUGUAUCCCCCCCCCCCCCCCCCAAUUCCCCUUCCUAGUACGACUGUGGUCCCCAGAAAAGUGUAAAUAAGUGGUUGGAGUUAUACAUUGUUUUAGCUCUAUUAUGAUUUUAAAAUGUAUCCAAUAUACUUUCUAGUACAAACUGUUUGGUGUUUUACAUUGAACUUCCCUUGUAAAACAUGUUUUUCGCCUGAUGAUAAGGCAACAACAAUAAUGAAUAUUUCUGACACACCACCUCAAAAAUUAAAUGCAAGAUUCUGUGUAAAAAUAUACUCCUUUAUUUACUAAGUAAUUAUGGCAGUAUUUUCAUUUGUUAAUGUUAUAAAUAGCAAAUACAUAAUUUCUAAUAUCAUUGCAAGAAACUUAGUUCAGAAAUUUUACAAAAUUGCUGUUUAAAAUGCUGAUUUCAUGUCCUAAUAUGUAUAGGUACCUAAAGUAAAAAUGUUUUUACAGAUACAUUUGGAAAGCUUUGUACUGCCUUAAUUAACUACUAAAAAGUGGAGGAAGGGGGUUAUUUUACUUAGAUAGCAAUUAUAUGAACAUUUCUAAGGAGUAGAGUUUUACUGUUAAUGAUUUAAACACUCAUGUUGCUUACUAUCAAAUCAGGUUUGUUUCAUGUGUAGAAUAUUUUUAAUGUAUUUAUUUUUGAUGUAUACAUGUUAUAUACUGGUUAUAUGAUUAUAUAUUUUUUUUAAUAAAACUUUUGUAGUAAA